GCAGGGACAGUGUAUAAUUUGUUUUACAUAAUCUCAGGAAGCACAACAGAACAUCGUCUUUUUGUGUGUUCGGUUUAGAAUACGUUUGAGAAGCAGAGGUUGUUGAUCUCAGAUGGCGACAUCAAAGGUAGCAGAGAAGAAGCCCAAAACGAAGAUCGUGUGCACGCUGGGCCCUGCAUCGAGGUCCGUGCCCAUGACCGAGAAACUUCUACGUGCCGGCAUGAACGUCGCUCGCUUCAACUUCUCUCAUGGCUCCCACGAAUACCAUCAAGAAACCCUCGAUAAUCUUAGAACCGCCAUGGAAAACACUGGUAUUCUCUGCGCCGUUAUGCUCGACACCAAGGGGCCCGAGAUUCGAACAGGAUUUCUCAAGGAUGGGAAGCCUAUCCAACUGAAACAAGGUCAGGAAAUAAUGAUUUCAACUGACUACAGUAUAAAGGGUGAUGUGAAUAUGAUUUGCAUGAGCUACAAAAAGUUGGCUGAGGAUGUGAAGCCUGGGAGUGUCAUACUCUGCUCAGAUGGCACCAUAUCAUUUACAGUUUUAUCAUGUGACAAACAAUUGGGUCUGGUUCGAUGUCGGUGUGAGAACUCUGCUGUUCUUGGUGAGAGGAAGAAUGUUAACCUGCCUGGAGUGAUAGUGGAUCUGCCAACUUUGACUGAAAAGGACAAGGAAGAUAUCUUGGCCUGGGGGGUUCCCAAUAAGAUUGACAUGAUUGCUCUUUCCUUUGUUCGGAAAGGUUCGGACCUGAUUGAAGUUCGGAAACUGCUGGGAAAACAUGCUAAGAGCAUUAUGCUCAUGUCAAAGGUUGAAAACCAAGAAGGAGUUGCAAAUUUUGAUGAUAUCCUUUUAAAUUCCGAUGCAUUUAUGGUGGCACGUGGUGACCUUGGAAUGGAAAUUCCCAUCGAGAAGAUAUUUCUUGCGCAGAAAGUGAUGAUUUACAAGUGCAAUAUCCAAGGAAAACCAGUUGUGACUGCAACCCAGAUGUUGGAGUCAAUGAUCAAAUCUCCCAGGCCAACCAGAGCUGAAGCAACCGAUGUUGCCAAUGCAGUGCUGGAUGGCACAGACUGUGUGAUGCUCAGUGGUGAAACAGCUGCUGGAGCUUAUCCAGAACUUGCUGUGCGAACGAUGGCUAAAAUAUGUAUCGAAGCAGAGAGCACCCUUGACUAUGGAGACGUGUUUAAAAGGAUGAUGGAGCACUCACCCGUACCCAUGAGCCCAUUGGAGAGUCUUGCUUCUUCUGCUGUUAGAACAGCCAACUCAGCUAAGGCUGCCCUUAUAUUGGUUCUAACCAGAGGAGGGAGCACUGCAAAAUUGGUGGCUAAAUAUAGGCCAGGCACGCCAAUUCUUUCUGUAGUUGUUCCUGAGAUUAAGACUGAUACCUUUGACUGGUCAUGCAGUGAUGAGGCCCCUGCCAGACAUAGCCUCAUAUUCCGUGGGUUGGUUCCGAUACUAAGUGCAGCUUCUGCUAGAGCUUCUCAUGCUGAAACAACUGAAGAAGCAAUUGAAUUUGCCAUGCAACAUGCCAAGGCAAAGGGUCUCUGCAAUAUUGGCGAUUCCAUUGUGGCCCUGCAUCGUGUGGGCACGGCGUCGGUCAUCAAAAUAUUGACUGUGAAAUGAUCACACUUUAAAAGGAGUUCUUCAGCUGUUUGUGGAGAAUUAUUUAGAUGGUAUGAUGCAAACUUCUAUCAAAAGCAUUUAUUAGGGUGAUUCUCCUGUUUUCCAAUUAUCACACAUCACUGUUUCUUUGUUAUAUUUGCCUUAUUAUUGUGGUGAGUGGCCACCAGUUUUCAUUUGUUAAGAUUUUGAUAAGGCUUUUGAUGAACCAAAAAGACUGGCUGAAAUAUGAAUUUUGAAUUUUGCACGAUC
Messenger RNA from Abrus precatorius (Indian licorice), 1867 nucleotides. Its product is annotated as pyruvate kinase, cytosolic isozyme. The transcript has 3 exons. Gene Ontology annotation, molecular function: pyruvate kinase activity; potassium ion binding; magnesium ion binding. The record is from RefSeq and is a predicted model, not a curated record. Gene Ontology annotation, biological process: glycolytic process. Lineage: Eukaryota; Viridiplantae; Streptophyta; Magnoliopsida; Fabales; Fabaceae. Bases 113 to 1618 code for a protein of 501 amino acids. Gene Ontology annotation, cellular component: cytoplasm.